Molecule: messenger RNA, 2346 nt
Organism: Salpingoeca rosetta
Lineage: Eukaryota; Choanoflagellata; Craspedida; Salpingoecidae
Exons: 1
Coding region: 21-2315 (764 amino acids)
Source: RefSeq, a predicted model, not a curated record
CACACACACAAAAGCACAUUAUGCUGGGUGCCGUAGAGUGGGCGCUAGUGGCGGAUCACUUGCUGAACGGUGGUGCCUGGACAAUUGGGGUUUCGCCAGAGAAGCGGGAUCAACUGCGCGACGUCCUCAACCUCAUGCUGACGUGCCGCUCGCUGUACCACAACCUCCCGUGGGCCAUGCCAAAGUGGCGGGCGGCGCGUGGGUUCCUGUGCAGGUUUGUUCCACACUGGCUCGAUACAUUUCAACAGGACGGCGCCGACGCUGAUGCUGCUGCUGCUGCUGCUGCUUCGCAGUGGCUGCUGAACCGCUUUCUGGUGUAUUCCUGGCUCGGGUUCACGUGGGAGAGCACAUGCCCCUUUAUCAUCAAACUACGCCAAGGCGAGGCACGCCACAACUUGAAACAUCCGCUUCGAGCCGACUUUCAACGAUAUGUGCGCAUCAACUUUGACUCUUUGGAGCAGCUCCAAUCGUGGCUUGAUGAUGGGGAGUUGAGGGAGACGGUGAAGAUGAAGAUGGAGGAGGAGGAGGAGGAGGAGGAAGAGGAGGAGGAGGAGGAGGAGGAGGGUGAGGGUGAUGAAGGUGGCGAGGAGAAGGAGGAGCAAGAUGAAGCGGAGGAAACGGGUGAGAAGAAGACAAAGUCUGGGUCACAGCAGCAGCAGCAACAACAACGGCAGCAACAACAGCAACAGCAGCAGCAGCAGCAGCAACACGACGCCAAAUCUGUGGCGCCUGCGCCUGUGCCGCUUGUGUUCCGCCCGGCCAUGGUGCGGGUGCGUGCAGUGAUGAAGACUCGAGAAGACGUCGCCAGCUUUGAGCGGGCAAUGAGCGCUCUUGGCAAUCCUGAGGGGGACAGGAUCCAUCUGACGAUUGCCACGCCAGUGCACCGGCUGUGCAUCAGCAACGUGGAUGAGCUGGAGCUGGAGACGGAUGACGACAAGCCCGAUGCAGUCAUUGGUACGGUGGACUUGCAUAACAUCAACAAGGUCACCUGGCACCCGGCACGCCACCAGCGGGCCAUUCACGGAGACAUACGCAACGUGCAGCAGGUGUACGUGAUGAACUCACCACGCGCUUCAACCCUGAUCAGCGACAUCAGCGGCCUGACACACGUGCCGUCCGUAGGCCUCUACUGGCUCGAGCACCUGUCAGAUCUCUCUCCGCUCCAGCACGCGCACUCCCUCAGGCUCAGCGACCUGUCCAUCACCAGCCUCGCUGCCGUGUGCAACGUCCCCAAACUCGACGUUAGCAUGUGCAGAAACCUGCGACUGCAGAACGAGGUUGUGUACAGCAAGUCGAUCCACCUUAGUAACGCGUCCAACGCCGUUGGGCCCCUUCACCUGCCGCACGCGGACUCGGUGUGGCUGACGUGCUGCCAGCGCCUCGCGCGCGUCAUCUGCAAGAAGCGCGUGCAUGACUGGUCCGUGUACCACUGCCCUGGCCUCCGCUUGGUGCCAAAGUUCCACCACGUGGCCCACCUCAGCCUGGACGCACGUGUCCAGCGCGAGUGCCUCGUGCACCUGACGCACCGCACAGAUGCACUGGACCUCAAGUGCGCAUCGUCAGAACGGGCGUUGGCGUGGCUUAAUGAUGUGGCCGACGCAACCACCAAGAUCAGCCUGCGCACGGACAGGGUGCUUGAGCCCACAACCACGCUGCCGCCCUGCCUUGACCACCUGGACACGGAGGUGAAAGACAGCGCCGCGCUGGUGCACAUGCGCAACGUUCGCAGCCUGCACAUUCGCCCCAAGUUGUUGAUGAAAGAGAUUGACGUGAGCCCGCUCACUAACGUCGUUGACCUCCACAUACAAGCCACCGCUACCGCCGUGUCGCCGAUCGGCCUACACGCGCUGCGCAACUUGCAAACAGUGAACCUCUACACCUGCCGUCUCACAGACGACCAUGCCCUGGUGUCGUCCCCGCCAGACAGGCCCCUGAAAAAGCUGGUUCUGCACGAGUGCACGGGCACCGCGGUUGUGCGCAACGUCGUGUCGUUCAUCAUGAUUCGUGGUGGUGUUCGCCUCACCCAACUCUCGGACGUUACCAGGGUCAGGAUUGACACGCUCAAGCCCCUGCGUGUGCUGUCCACGCACAAUGUGCGCACGUGUCGCGUUGACUGCACCAGCGUGGCACCCGAUGCCGACUUUUCUGGAGUGCAUCGCCUCUUCUUCUGCGAUUGCGUGUUUCCCACAACGACAACACCCAUCACGCGUGGUGAUGGUGGUGGGUAUGGGCAUGAAGGUGGCGGCUGCGUGCGCUUUGAGGACUGCACAACCGAUGAUGACCAGCGCAUGCCUGAGCGCACGCGCUCGUAUUAGGGCUGGUGUGUGUGUGUGUGUGUGUGUGUGU